CGACGAUCAGAGGAUCAGGAUCAAUUCCAGCUCUGCAGGGACGACCCGGAGAUGCUGCUGCAGAUGUGAUUGUGAGAGGAACGACGAAUGGCUUCCACGAGGGGUUCCCUCCGUAUCCAGGGCGACGACAACCUCCAGUCCAUGCUGGUGGGGGCGGUGAUGAGGAAGAUCAAGUCCCGCUCCUGGAAGAAGCAGAGAUACUUCAAGCUGCAGGACGACGGCAUGACCAUCUGGUACAAGUCCAAGAAGGCGGGGAACGCCCACUCCACGUUCUCGGUGAGCGACGUGGAGCUGGUGCGCGAGGGCCACCAGAGCGAGGUGCUGCUCAGCAUCGCCGACGAGUUCCCGGCCGAGCGAUGCUUCACCGUGGUGUUCCGCGGUCGCCGCGGCAACCUGGACCUGGUGGCCGAGUCGGCCGACGAGGCCCAGUCCUGGAUCAAGGGCAUGAGGAAGCUGAUCGAGAACCUGGAGAACAUGGGGGAGCGGGAGAAACUGGACCACGUUGUUCCCAGAUGGAUCAGUGACUGGUUCAAGAAGGCCGACAAGAACAACGAUGGCAGGAUGAACUUCAAGGAGGUGCAGGACCUGCUCAGGAUGAUGAACGUGGACAUGAACGAGCACCACGCUCAUCGUCUCUACACGAUGGCGGACAAGUCCCAGUCCGGCUCCCUGGAGGGCGACGAGUUCGUGCUCUUCUACAAGAUGCUGACCCAGAGGGAAGAUGUGCUGAGGAUCUUCCAGACGUUCUCGUCCGACGGCCAGAAACUGUCGCACGGCGAUCUGGAGGAUUUCCUGAGAGAAGGGCAGCUGGAGGGGGAGGACGUCCAACAACAUGCCAAGGAGCUCAUCGAGCUCCACGAACCCUCAGACACAGCCAAGCAGCUGAACGCCAUGACCUUCGACGGGUUCCUGAUGUACCUGGGCUCGGCCGAGGGCGGCGUCUUCAACCCCCGCCGGAGAACCGUCUUCCAGGACAUGGACCAGCCGCUGUGCCAUUACUUCAUCUCCUCGUCCCACAACACCUACCUGAUGGAGGACCAGCUCCGAGGACAGAGCAGCGUGGAGGGAUACAUCAGGGCUCUGAAGCGCGGCUGCCGGUGCGUGGAGGUCGACUGCUGGGACGGCCCCAACGGGGAGCCCAUCGUCUACCACGGACACACCCUCACCUCCAAGAUCCUGUUCAAGGACGUGGUGGCCGCCGUGGGCAGCUACGCCUUCAAGGUGUCGGACUACCCCGUCCUCCUGUCCCUGGAGAACCACUGCAGCGUGGAGCAGCAGCGGGUCAUGGCCCAACACCUGGACAACAUCCUGGGGGACAAGCUGUUGAAGAACACGCUGGACGGGCCGGCUCCGGCCCGGCUGCCGUCGCCCCAGAGCCUGAAGAGGAAGAUCCUCCUGAAGGCCAAGAAGAUCGGGGGUCUGGAGGAUCCUGGUCUGAACGGGGCGGUGGACGAGUCCCCGACCGACGAAGACGAGCCGUCGGAGAUGGACGAGGAGAAUCUCCACCGGGAGAGCGUCCGCCGCCGGGUCAAGAGGUCGAAGCCCCGUCUGUCCCAGGAAUUGUCCGACUGCGUCGUCUACUGCAAGAGUUUCCACUUCCGGAGCUUCAAACACUCCCGGGUCCACUCCAAGUUCUACGAGGUGGCGUCUUUUACCGAGUCCAAGGCCCGGAAGCUGCUGAGAGAGGCCGGGCCGGAGUUCGUCCGCCACAACGCCCGGCAGCUGACCCGGGUUUACCCCACCGGGUUCAGGGCCGACUCGUCCAACUUCAACCCCCAGGAGAUGUGGAACGCCGGCUGCCAGAUCGUGGCUCUGAACUUCCAGACGGCCGGCGAGGCCAUGGACCUGAACGACGGGCUGUUCGGUCAGAACGGCGGCUGCGGGUUCGUCCUGAAACCUGAAUUCAUGAGGGAUUCUGGGGAGAAGAGGUUCGACCCGGACACGCCCCAGAGCGGGCCGGACUACCGGCCGGUGCUGCUCAGCAUCCAGGUCAUCAGCGGACAGCAGCUGCCCAAGGUCAACAUCAAGGAGGGCUCCAUCGUGGACCCGCUGGUCCGGGUGGAGAUCCACGGGGUCCCGCUGGACCAGGCCCGGCAGGAGACCCGCUACAUCGAGAACAACGGGUUCAACCCGGUGUGGAACGACUCCCUGGUCUUCACGCUCCACUCCCCCGAUCUGGCCCUGGUUCGCUUCGUGGUGGAGGAUUACGACAAGACGUCCAAGAACGACUUCGUGGGCCAGUUCGCUCUGCCGCUAACCUGCAUGCAGCAAGGCUACCGUCACAUCCACCUGCUGUCCAGAGACGGGACCAGCAUCGCCCCCGCGUCGCUGUUCGUCCACGUCCGGAUCAGCGACCUGGACCAGACCCCGGCCGACGCGCCGGAGUAAUCAGAUUACUGCGGAGUAAUCAGAUCACUCCUCAGAAAACAGACUCUCAGCUCACGAGCUAGCACGGAUGCUGGAAGUGGAUCUGCGUUGUUUCAACGGGACGUUUCAGCUCUAAUCCUCGUUAGACCUUGUUUCCUCAGAAUCCUCCGUUCUGUCUGUUUAGUGACUCCGGUGUUGCAGUUCCGGCCUCCCGCCACCGCGGGGCGCUGCAGCGCUCGCACCGCCUCCAGCAUCCCUGUCAAAUAUAUACGUAAAUAAGCCAAAUGUUUGGAGCUCCUGCAGCCUGUUUUCCCUCUGUAGUCGUGUGUCGUCGUCGCAGCGUUUGUGUUUUACGAUGUUCUUUGAGAUGUUGCCACCGCAUCAUUCAGCCACGAUGGUCGUAGAUUCUGUCAGCAUUGUUUCUUCAUGGAUGAAUCUGGAGGAUUCCCCCGGGGCUCGGUUCGUCAGAUCCUCAGUUCGGACCAUAAACUGGAUAAAGAUAACUAGCCCCGCCCCCCUCGUGAUGUCACCAUCAGGAGACUCCGCCCCCAGCUGCUGGUAACCCAAAUAUGGGCGAGUAGGCGGAGACAGAACAGCUUUGCAACUUCCUGUCAAGCUCUGGUCACCACGGGUGGUGGUUAGCAUUAGCUAUAGUUAAGCUUUUGAUUGAUUGAUUUGUUUUGUACAUGUAAAAGACAACAAUUAAAAUAGAAGAUAAGAAAACAAACAAAAAAAAACCAACAAAACAAAGAAUUUCAUACUUUAACACUUAAUAUCUUAAUUUGCAUGUGCAAAAAGGAGUAUCCCCCCAUUCACUAAUCAUUUAUAAGUAUUUAUAAUAACUAACUAUAGCCUACUAUAAUUAUAUUCAAUUAUACUCACAGUAUUAAUUCAAUUAAUUAUACUCACAGAGUUACCUAUACAUACAUACACAUAGUUGAGUAUUUCUAUAUAUUUGUACACACAUGCCCAUAUAAUAUAUAUGUUCCAUAUAAGCUAAUUAGCUAAAGUUGAGCUAAAGCUAAUGCUAUAGCUAUAGCACUAACUAGCGUUACGAUACAUUCAUUAUGGCUAACUGUCCAUCCCCUUUUCUGACCUGGAAGGUCUGGAUUGUUCCCCCCGGAAGGUCUACUACUACUACUACUACUACUGCUACUACUACUACUACUGCUACUGCUACUACUACUACUACUACUGCUACUACCACUACUACUACUGCUACUGCUACUACUACUACUACUACUACUGCUACUGCUACUGCUACUACUACUACUACUACUGCUGCUACUGCUACUGUCAUUUAGCGGACGCUUUUAUCCAAAGCAACUUAAAUCUGAGACACCAUGGAGCAAUUAGGGUUAAAGCCUGGUUUAUGAUUCUGCGUUAAACCAACGCAGAGCACACGCCGUCACCGUGACGCCGUCGUGAACCUUCGGACUUCUCCGUCACUCCAUUUCUCCGCGGUGCAGUUCCCCCCAGACCGCUAGGGGAUCGCGAUCUUUUCCUGAAUGGUUUAUCCGACUUUUCCGGUCACAGUGAAUCAAAGAGAUAAGGACAACUAUUGUGCAAAAAAACUAAACAAAAAAAAUCACACAUACACGAAGAAAAGCGCUGAAAGUUCACGACUGCUUCAAACCGGAAACCGGAAAUGCGUUGCUACCAAGCGAACCAAUCACAGCCCUCUCGUCUGCGUGUGGUCUGCGUCGCCUCGACGCGUAGUUACAAUUUUUGGGAGGUGACGUCAGUGACGGCGACAGCGUAGGCACGGCGUCGUUUUGACGCAGAACCAUAACUCAGCCUUUAGUUAGUUAGUUAGUUAAUAUAAACUUGUUUCAUCUCAUCAACACUUCCUACUCAUGUCUGGAGGUUUUCAGCAAACAUCAUCAACUCCACCCCGUGUCACCCCUGUGGUGUGUACUAUGGUGUGUACUAUGGUGUGUACUGUGGUGUGUACUUGUGUACGUGUCGCCCAGUCGUGUAAAUGUGUUUUGAUAUUGAUAUUUUUGUAUCCAGAGACGUGUUAAUGUGAACGCUACUCUACACACCAGUCGGAUGGUAUUUGUUUGUCGUUGUUUUUUAACCGUAACUCCGAUUCAUUCACCGCAGGAGCAGUAAAUAAAACUAU
Molecule: messenger RNA, 4492 nt
Organism: Cololabis saira (Pacific saury)
Lineage: Eukaryota; Metazoa; Chordata; Actinopteri; Beloniformes; Belonidae
Product: 1-phosphatidylinositol 4,5-bisphosphate phosphodiesterase delta-4-like
Exons: 16
Coding region: 88-2388 (766 amino acids)
Biological process (GO): lipid metabolic process; intracellular signal transduction
Molecular function (GO): phosphatidylinositol-4,5-bisphosphate phospholipase C activity; calcium ion binding
Source: RefSeq, a predicted model, not a curated record